UGGAUCUCGCGCAUGAGUCAUUCUCUCUCGCUUCAACCGGUUCAGCCUGGUCCUGCCAACUUUUUUAGCGGCUUAUGUCUAGAAUUUUCUCCCCUGUGAAAACUCAUCUGUUGAAGUGGAUAAACAAGGAAUUUAAGAGGAAAGGACUUCUCUGUCGGACAGCACCAUGUGGAUCUUGAUCCUCAUACCAUUUUUGCUUGCAGAGCCCUCGACCUCAACCUCAACCUCACUAGAUCUAACACACGCAAAAGGCGUGUUCAACACUACUGUGAUCUUGCCUUGUCAGAAGCCGUGUCACGGUGUUGUGAAAUGGGUGAAGGCAAGACCUCUUCCUCCCCAAACGAUUGCUCACUGUGUAAACGGAACCUGUGCUGAUUUUGGGAACAAAGCCACAGUCGGUCUCUUUGGGAACAUCUUCCUCUCGCUCCCUCAAGCAGCACUCACUGAUGAGGGAUGGUAUGAAGGCCACUGUGAUGAUGAAGUUAUUUGUGACAUCACACUGGAGCUCUCAGCUCAUAACAGCACUGCGGAGGUCCAUAAAGGUGAUGCCCUAUCCUUUGGUCUUCUAAGUUCAGAGCCAGUGAGAGUGACGUUCCGUAAGGCAGGCGUCAGUAACUCCACUGAUGACUUGGUGUGUGUCGUAGAGGGAGCUGUGCCCUUAUGCGUUAGAGAAUACAGCAGGAGAUCAUCUGUCCAGGACUACACUGUGAUCUUUACUAACGUGACUGAAUCCGAUGAGGGUGUUUUCACUGUGAUAGACAGCAACACCACACGAAUCCUCAACACCAUGAAGCUUACCAUCAAAAAUGGGUCAAAUCUUCAGAAAACCGUCCCCUUGAAGGUUGUGUUUACCUCAGAAGGCAGGACCCACCCAUGUGUCUCAGGCUCCCAGACAGACGACGUGCCCCGUUGUGAAAUUCAUCACAAAACACCACACUAUUUCAUAACGCACCAGAAAACUCUGACAAUUGAGCGAGUGUUCACAAUAAAAGAUCAGAUGAAUGAAGAUGUUGGUACUUUCAAGGACACCGUAAAUGUGACUGUCUCAGACAUUUGGCAGCUCUCCAUUCUGUGGCAAAUCACUCUGUUUGUCGGGGGUUUCCUCCUGAACAUGUUCCUCUGGCGAAUCCUAGCAUUUGCCAGGAGAACAUAUAAUAGGAUAAAAAAAAGAGCUUCUACUCCUCCAAACCCAGAAGAGAAAGGUGGGCUACCCCUGUUACCCUGCACUGGACCGCCACCCCAACAGACUGAAUCAGAGCUGGACCCUGAGGCUCAAACAAAGGACAAUGGACAUUUAGUGAAAGUCGGCGCAAGUGCAAUUACAUUUCCUGCGGUAUAACAGAAAACAUCUAAUCCACCAUUAUCACCAUUCACCCAUUUAUUAUCAUCACAUCCAUGUCAUAUAGUGCGGUACCCACUAUGUCAUGUCACAUUUACUGUCCGUUUCCAUACACAACCCUGGUUAAUGCAUACAUACUGUUACUCACACUUUCUCACACACCGCUCCAGUCCUGCUGCUUGUGUGCGGAAGCGUGCCGCUGAAGAGCGGUCUUUCUCCGCGUCCGGAGGGAGAAGGGAAUUGGCAUUAGGGGUGUUUGAUGUGACAAUUGUUAUGUAUGUAUGUUAAUAAUAUGUGUAGUGUGUGUAAGAUGUGUAAAUGUGGUAAAUCUAUGGUUUUGGAUGCAUCGGUGUACUUGGUGGUGGGCUUAGGUAUAUAUUAAUUCCA
Molecule: messenger RNA, 1726 nt
Organism: Clupea harengus (Atlantic herring)
Lineage: Eukaryota; Metazoa; Chordata; Actinopteri; Clupeiformes; Clupeidae
Source: RefSeq, a predicted model, not a curated record